AUGCGAGGCAAAAUGAAAGAGAGAGUGUAUGCCGAAGAUAUUAUUGAGAGCUAUGCCCUCAAAGUUGGCUCCAGGCAGGGAGGAGGCAUACAAAAUGUCCUGAAAAGGUUUGGCUUCAUCUUGGGAGAAGCAAAAGCUAUUGAUCAAACUAGCUCAAAGAUUGGUGAAAUAACGAAGAGAAUUUCUACAUUGAACUUGCAUUUACAAAAUUAUGGCAUAAAAUUUGAUUCGAUGGAAGGUGGAGGCCCAAGUUCUUUGAGUGAGAAGAUAAGAGAGCAAAGGCAAACUUAUGCGCAUGUUCAACCUGAUCGUGUUGUUGUUGGAUUGGAGGAUAACCUGAAGGAAGUGGUGGCAUGUUUGACAGAAGAGGUCAAAUACAAGUACAGAGUCGUUUCCAUAUGUGGUAUGGGUGGUCUUGGAAAGACUACUCUUGCUAGGAAGGUUUAUCAUCACCCAAAAGUCAAGAGUCACUUUGAAUUUCGUGCUUGGGUAUAUAUCUCUCAACAAUGUCAAAUAAGAGAUGUUUGGGAAGGAGUUAUGAUCAAACUUAUCUCUCCAUUUGAAACGGAGAGAGAUAAAAUUCGAAAAAUGACAGAUGCAGAGCUUACUAAGGAACUUUGUGAAAUUCUACGCCGAAAUAAAUGUUUGGUGGUUCUAGAUGAUAUCUGGAAAGUCGAGAAUUGGAACAGAUUAUCUGCUACCUUCCAAUUGAAUGAUACGAACAGCAGAAUAUUGCUAACCUCUCGUAAGGUAGACAUGGCUUUGCAAGUAGAUCCAAGGCGGGGCCACCUUCACGAAUUAAAGCUUCUAAAUGAUGAAAACAGCUGGGAAUUGCUUCAAAAUAUAGCAAUAUCAUGGAGAUCAGAAGAUUCUAAAAUCAAGGAAGAAAUGAGCUUUUUAGUAAAAGAGACGGUUAGCUAUUGUAAGGGUUUACCACUGGCCGUCAUUGUACUAGGAGGACUUUUGGCAACAAAGCAGACGUUAGAAGAGUGGAAACAAGUGCAUAGAAAUGUUAAAUCAUACCUUCAUCAACAGAAAGAUCUUGGAAUUAUAAGCAUGGUGUUAGCUUUAAGUUAUGAUGAUUUGCGUUCCCACUUGAAAUUGUGCUUCCUAUAUUUAGGCCAUUUCCCAGAGGAUUUUGAGAUACGGACUAAGGAGUUAAUUCAAAUGUGGAUGGCCGAAGGUCUUAUACUUCAAAUGCAACACACUGGAAGUAACAAGGAAACACUGGAGGAUGUUGGAGAACAAUAUUUAAAGGAGCUAGUUCAAAGGUGUAUGGUACAAGUAGGACAAAAGAGUUCAUUUGCAGGGAUCAAAACUUGUCGUCUCCAUGAUCUUAUGCGAGACUUUUGUGUGGUAAAAGCUAAAUCGGAAAAUUUUCUCCACAUCAUCAAUAUUAAUCAUGAGUCCAAUGAAAAAAUAGAAACUCCCAUUGGUGAAGUUCGAAGAGUUGCUAUCAGUGGUGGAUCAAGUGAUCCCUCAAAUCUAUGCUAA
Molecule: messenger RNA, 1494 nt
Organism: Carya illinoinensis
Lineage: Eukaryota; Viridiplantae; Streptophyta; Magnoliopsida; Fagales; Juglandaceae
Product: putative disease resistance protein At1g50180
Exons: 3
Coding region: 1-1494 (497 amino acids)
Biological process (GO): defense response to other organism
Molecular function (GO): ADP binding
Source: RefSeq, a predicted model, not a curated record